AGGGGUCCUUCAGGUAGGAGGUCCUGGGUGACUUUGGACGUCCGCUCCUGAUCUGCGCAGAUCCUGCUUAGUCCCCGACCUUGCAGGUUAAUUUUCUUUGCCCUCUAGGCUCGAGGCCUCUGUCGCUACCAUGCUUCGCCAGAUCAUCACGCAGGCCAAGAAGCAUCCUAGCUUGAUCCCCCUCUUUGUAUUUAUUGGUGCUGGAGGUACUGGAGCAGCACUGUAUGUCACACGCCUGGCAUUGUUCAAUCCAGAUGUCUGUUGGGACAGGAAGAAUAACCCAGAACCCUGGAAUAAACUGGGUCCCAAUGAUCAAUACAAGCACGUUGAGGAUCUCAUGUUGUCACUUGAGUGGCUCAGGUUGUUGCUGAUGCCUGGGUUCAUUCCUGGCCUGGGAACUUACACAUGCUGUGGGUGCGGCCAAAAGAAGAAAAAAAAAAAAAAGAAGAAUUAUGGUACUUGGCUAACCAAAGAAGGAUGAUAAUUGGUAUUUCUCUAUUCUGUGGGAGAUUCACCCUUGUAUUUAGUGGAGAUGGAAGAAAAACAUAAUUGAAAGCAUAUAUCAGAAGAAAUUCUUACUCACCCUGAAAUGGAAGAAUUGUUUAUAGAUUCUAACUAACAAAUUAUACUAACACUGCUCUUCUGAGCUGCAUUGAAUUAUUUUUACCUUACUAAAACCAUUGUUAAAGGCCUUGAAUUUUAGUGUCUUUGUUUGAAUGACGUUUAUAUUGUUAAAUAUUCCUAAUAAUUUUUACAAUAGAAAGCGGAAUAAAAAGUAA
Messenger RNA from Sus scrofa (pig), 779 nucleotides. The record is from RefSeq and is a predicted model, not a curated record. NCBI's taxonomy places the organism in Eukaryota, Metazoa, Chordata, Mammalia, Artiodactyla, Suidae.